AUGAGAUAAUUCGGAAGGAAAGAAUAAAAGCAAAAAUCCUUGAGUUUACCCUUUGAUUAACUAAUUAAGAGACUUAAUGAACUAAAAGUGUUGAAAAAUAAUUAUAUCAAAUCUCUUAUACCAAAUAACAAUGAUUAAAAAAAACAGGAUGAUGAUUUAUUAAUUACGAAGAAUAAAAAUAGUUAGAUUCAAAAUAAUAUUAAAUAUGAUGCUCCAAUUUUGCAUAUUAUUGAUAAAUAAUAUGAUUUAUCAAAAUCCAAUUUCCAAUAAGAAAUUAUUUAAUCCAUUAAUAAACUAAAUAUAGAGAUAGACAAUCAAGCUUCUCAUUUAGUAAAUUUAAGGCAUAUGUCUUCAAUUGAAUUUUAUCUAUUGGUUUCUUAAUAUCAUUUGAAUGAUAAUUUGCAUUUUAGUAAAAGCGAUAUUUGCACAAUUUGCUAAUUUGAGUUAUUUGAAAUUGCAGAUUGGGAUAAAUUUGAGGAAAUAUUAUGUUGUGAAUAACUUGUCGUCGGCCUUCCAUGUGAUCAUUACUAUCAUAUGGAUUGUUUGACUCAUUGUAUCAAAGAAUAAUAUAUACAAUGUCCUAUUUGUGGAAAAAUUUAUGGUGUUAAAACUGGAGAUUAACCAGAUGGAGAAAUGAUAUGCCAUAUUGAUUAUAGAACUCAUUGUUAAGGGUAUGAAGAUUAUGGGACAAUAGUCAUUUAUUAUAAUAUGUAUGCAGGGUAAAGAAAUGGAUAGCAUUUUCCAUCAACAUAUAGAGAGGCAUUCUUGCCAGACACUCCUGAAGGAAGGCAAGUCUUUAGAUUAUUAAAAAUGGCGUUUGAAAGGAAAUUAAUCUUUACUGUUGGCCGUUCGGUGACAACAGGAAAAGAUAAUAGAAUAGUAUGGAAUGGAAUUCAUCAUAAAACAAAUUUGAGUGGAGGAGUUAGUUGUUUUGGUUAUCCAGAUCCUACUUAUUUUAGUAGAGUGAAGGAAGAACUAGCGGCAAAAGGUAUAUAUUGA
Messenger RNA from Paramecium primaurelia, 999 nucleotides. NCBI's taxonomy places the organism in Eukaryota, Ciliophora, Oligohymenophorea, Peniculida, Parameciidae. The record is from the annotation of a GenBank genome assembly.